AUGACGUCCACCAUUAAUGAUGAUGAACUGUCCAUGUCCCUUCCCCAGGGGGACUCUACUCGAGUGCGUUCCUCACUCCCUCCUAUUGUCUCUCCACCUGCCAGGAUAGACCAGACUCUAGCCUCCGAAUCACCAGGCACUGCCCGAGCCAUGAAUCGCCUGCAUCAAUACAGCUUCGUUCGCAAUAUCGGUGAAGGCUCCUUUGGCAAGGUCAAGUUGGCCAGACACAAAGUCACCGGACAAGAGGUGGCAAUGAAGACCAUUAGUCGGCGAAAAUUGAUUAGUCGAGACAUGGCUGGUCGCAUUGAGAGAGAGAUCCAAUAUCUUCAACUGCUCCGCCACCCGCAUAUCAUAAAGCUCUACACUGUCAUCACUACUAAGACCGAUAUCUACAUGGUCUUGGAGUACGUCCCCAUGGAGUUAUUCGACUACAUUGUCAAACACGGCCGCCUGGGUGAGGCCAAGGCAAGGAAGUUGUUCCAACAGAUCAUAUGCGCAGUAGAGUACUGCCAUCGGCAUAAGAUUGUUCAUCGGGAUCUAAAGCCAGAAAAUCUUCUGCUUGAUAAGAACAUGAAUGUCAAGAUCGCCGACUUUGGUCUCAGUAAUAUCAUGACGGAUGGCAAUUUCCUCAAGACCAGUUGUGGAAGUCCAAACUAUGCUGCACCUGAAGUUAUUGGCGGAAAGUUGUAUGCUGGACCCGAAGUUGAUGUCUGGAGUUGCGGUGUCAUCCUCUAUGUUUUCCUCGUCGGCAGACUGCCUUUUGACGAUGAAUUUAUUCCUGCCUUAUUCAAGAAAAUUCAAGCGGGCACCUUUCACAUCCCUUCACAAACCCCUCCGGGAGCGGUCAACUUGAUCAAACGAUGUCUUCAAGUCCAUCCCGUCCACCGAAUCACCAUUCCAGAGAUUCGUCAAGACGAGUGGUUUGUCAAAGAUCUGCCCGCCUACCUCGUCGACCCUGUGGAGGAGUUCCUAGAUACCGGUGUCGAUCCUUCCAAAGCAAUUGAUCCUCGGCAACUUGCCCCUGGAAUGUCGCUUGAAUUUGUGGAAAAGAUACACGAGCAAGUCGUGGGUAAAUUGGGCCGGACUAUGGGGUACGCCAAGGAAGACGUUAAGGAUGCACUGAGCAAAGAUGAGCCAAGUGCUAUCAAAGACGCAUACCUGAUAGUGCGAGAAAACCAGCUGAUGGUCGAUACGCCGCAAUACCUUGCCGAGAACCCUGAGUUGGAAUCAUUUAUGGCUUCGUCACCUCCAGUCGAACCAAAUUAUCCAAACUUCCCCGGUUCACCUCUUUCGGGGCGACAGUUCGAAAGCGUGAAGCCCCUAACACCCACCAGAAGUGAUGGCCAUCGAACAAGUCGCGCACUCUCUGACACACCUAUGCCCUUGAAGGAGGUAGAGAAACCAAGGGUCUCAACCGUCCGUGCUCUCAACACCUCUCUACCACAUGUACAUGAAGAACUUAUGCAGAUACGGGAACGAGCAAAAGCGAGAGGUGAAGAUCCAGAUCUCGCCCUUCAUCCCUCACAGGAUGUAGACAAGAAAGAUUUAGAAAGCCCCAUACCCGAAGAAAUCAAAGACGAACAAGGGAAUCCAAUUUACAGGUCUCAAGAAGAGCAGGAAGCUACUUCGAGAGCUCUGAAACCCCACUCAAGGUCAGUCACGCAGCUGAAUUCUCUGCGCGAGUCCAAAGACAAACCACAAAGUUUGACUACCGCGAGCAAAGAAGAGAAGCGCACUGCCGCUGCUAAACCCAAGACCAGAAAGUGGCAAUUCGGCAUUCGGUCUCGGAACGAACCAUAUGAAGCCAUGAAAUGUCUGUAUGCAGCGCUCAGUGCCCAGGGUGCAGAUUGGGAGAUCAAUCCGUGGCUAAAACCAGAAGUAUUUGCAGAUGGUGAAGACGAGAGAGAUAAUCUUCCUGCACUGCCAGUUGACCUUGCUCCUGGCGAACGACACACAAUUCUACAGCAGAGAUAUGAUUUUGUGGGUCCUGAAUAUUACAUACCUCGCGAUGCAUAUAGCAUACGGGCGCGCGUGCUUAAAAAGGGUAUGCUGAUGCCUGGUGAGGCUCCGUCCCUUUCGGCUCAUAGUUCGGCCGUUAGUCUCCCACAGGAAGCGCAGAAUCAGCUAAAGAAGCACAUUGAACAGCUCGGGUUGUAUGCGGAGGACGAGGUGAAGACGGUUUUGGGGGUGACUCAGUUGAACGGCCACAACACUUCCAAUGGUGUACCAUCAAAGAGCAAGUCACCUCUGAGCAGUGGACACAGUAGUAGACAGAAUACCGGUACAGGCGAAUUCAUCUCCUUAGGCCAAGACGCUUUCACUGGACCUGGACAAUCACUAAGUCGACCGGACAGUCUUGCAGCAUUGAACAAGAAAAUACCAAGUGAAAACAUUGGAGUAUGGGUUUUCCUUGACAUUCAGCUCUACGCACUCGAGAGUCAAACUUUUGUGGUGGACUUCAAGUGUGAUGGCUAUCAGAACGUUAUCUGGCAUGAUCCAAAGAAGGACCAAAACAGAAACAAGACACCAAGCAGUAACAGUGCUGUUACAAGCCCUUCAACCAGCCGGCCAGCCAGUGGGUUUGGAGAGAUGAGCCAUGCGAGUUCCGACCGUUUGGAAGAUGAAGCUGCAGGAGGAUAUUGGCGACCAGUUAGCAAGAGAUACAAGAAUGUUGAGAAGGAAAUCUCAAGUCCUUACCCAUAUCUUGAUGUUGCGAGCGACUUGGUAGCACAAUUGGUGAGUCUCCCAGAAUCGAAUUAA
Molecule: messenger RNA, 2760 nt
Organism: Exophiala aquamarina CBS 119918
Lineage: Eukaryota; Fungi; Ascomycota; Eurotiomycetes; Chaetothyriales; Herpotrichiellaceae
Product: CAMK/CAMKL/AMPK protein kinase
Exons: 1
Coding region: 1-2760 (919 amino acids)
Biological process (GO): intracellular signal transduction; protein phosphorylation
Cellular component (GO): cytoplasm
Molecular function (GO): ATP binding; protein serine/threonine kinase activity
Source: RefSeq, a predicted model, not a curated record